Molecule: messenger RNA, 3600 nt
Organism: Stylonychia lemnae
Lineage: Eukaryota; Ciliophora; Spirotrichea; Sporadotrichida; Oxytrichidae
Source: the annotation of a GenBank genome assembly
AUGUCAGUUUACAAUGGCUUCGCAACUAGGAAGCAAGAGUCAUUUUAUAACAAACUUUUGUAAAAGCUCAUUCAUUUAUUGUCCAAGAAGAUACUUUCUGCUAUUCCUUAUAAGCACAUAGAUACAAUUAUUCAAGAUCAAGAAAAUGAUUCUAUUAUGAUAAACACUGAAAACCAAAGAAUGAAUUUUAAGAAUUUGUAAAUUAACAACAACCUAACAGAAAACUACCUGUCAACUCAGCAGGAUUCACCUUCAUCUUUGACAGAGACAUCUAGACCGAGAUCUCAAAUCAAUUAGAAUAUGGAUGCUCUGGACUUAAAGCAGAAAAGUCCAAAGAAAUACCUCAAGUUUAACCAGUAUAAGUGGGCAUAGCAGGUUGUCAUGAUAUUCAAGCAUAUGACCUUAAUGGAGAAGAAGAAAUACUUAGAGCCACAUUUCUCUAAGGAAUUGGUUACACUAGUUAAAUUCUGCUUGAAACAAUAUAAAAUCUCAGUGGGUUAAGAAGAAUUAGAUAUCAUUGAGAACGAAAUGCAUGGAAAUGAUGAUGAAAAAGAUUUUCCUGAUAAUGAGAUAAAUAAAAGAGCUAAUGAAAAUAAGUAAAACGAUGUCAGUUUUAUGACAAAAUUUGAUAAAAGUCCUCAACUCCAAAGCAAACAAAGAGCUGGUUUUAACUAAGCAGAGUCUAGUCCGAAACUUUUGUAAAUUUCAUAGUAAAAUUAAAGCUUCAAUCUUUCUUAGAAGACUGCUACAAAUUAAAGGUUAAGAUCAUUGAACGCAAUAGAGUAAUAAAACAUAUCUUAAAGUAGUAUUGGUACUGUUGGCAAGUAUUCUAUCAAUUAAUUGCUUCAUGCUAGCAGAAAUCCUAAUUAGAACCAAGUUCUCAGUGUAACUAACUAAAAUAGGAGCUUUGUCAUUAGAAAACGUCCUCUGACCUCAAAGAUGAGAGGGCUGAGUUAAUAAAUGAAUAAAUAGUCAAUUUAAAAUAUCAAAGAGCAGCAUAUUAAUCAGUAGAGUUUAAACUAAAUUGACUCUAAAGGACCAAAGCUUUCAAAUAUCGAAUUCUUUAAUAGGUCAGAGCUCAACCUAUCCUACAUCAGUAAUGCGCACAAUACUUUCAACUCUGCCACAUUGAACUAAUUAGAUAGAGAGGGGACAGUUAGAAAAUUCAAGUCAAUCAUUAGCUCUAGAAAGAUGAGAUCACUUGUUUUUAACCCCUAAAAAUUGAAAACCAAGAAUUAUUUGAUCCAGACUAACAUUGACAAUACUACAACUUUGAUACCAACUGAGGUAGUAUAAACAAGAAGGACUCAUUCUAGGAAGUAGUCUAAUGGCUAUGGUCUGAUAAAUGCUAACAAUUACUCAUUUGAUCAGAGAUUCACUCAUAAAAAUUAACCACAGUAUUUCAGAUUUAAGAAAAUCAAGAAAUCAACGGAAAAUAUGAAUGGCUUAUCUGCUAAAGCCAAACUUAGAAUUAACAUUAAACGAAAUGCUGCCUCUUAAUAAUCACAUAAGAGGAAUUCUAGUGCAAUGAGUAGAAACAGUAAUGGAAUAGGACAUUAAAAGUUUCAUAUCAUGCUGCUAAAUCAAACUGCAGAUUAAGGGAGAAGAGAUAAAUUAAAGUAAAGACUAACAGAUUUUGAUAGCAACAUAGUUUAUGAUUAAAAGAUGACGAGAGAUAUGUUGACUUAGAUAUUGAAAAAAAAUUAAUCAGCUGCCAAGACAAUGAAUAAUUACAUCCUAAAUAACAAAGAUAUCAAUUAUGAUUCUAUGCACGACUAAAAUUAAGCAGAGCCUUAAAAAUACAAGAAGAUGUUUGCCAGAGUAAUUAAUUAAUAUUCAUAAUUAUCUUAAGGUGCAAACUAUCCCACAUCCAGAGAAGGGCACAGUUUCACUUACGUUACAGCAUUGUAGCAAUACUACUUGUUUGGAGGUAUUUCAAGCAAAAGACAUAAUGAACUUUUUGUAUAUGACUCCACUGGAACCUAAUUGAUUCAAAAGGCAAAGGGCCACUUGCAAGAUGCUAUCACGUAGCUUGGUAUGAUGGUAAGUCCUUUAUUAUUUUACCUGAAAAUAGAUCCACAUUUCUUCAUAUAUGGAGGAAAAUAAUCUGAUAAGGGUUAAUUGAGUGAUGUGUAUUGUUAUAACAUUCAGACUAUGAAUUGGAAAAAAUUCUUUUCAAUGGAAAGUCCAUUGCCUAGAUCUUAGCAUGCUGCUAUUAAUCCCUAAUCAGGUAUUGGGCUGAUAUUUGGAGGGUACUGUGCCUCUAAGAAUCUGCUUUUGAAUGAUAUGUGGAGUUUUGAUUACAGUGCAGUGCCAUUUUCGACUUCUAAGUCACAUGAAUUACCAGGAGGGCAAUGGACCAAGAUAACUUAAUAAGGUAAUAUUCCAAGUGGACGCAGAGGUCAUACACUCACCAAGAUUCCCAAUUAACAGAAAGCGAUAAUGUAUGGUGGAUUUACCUAUCUCAGUAAUGCAGCAGGCUAAUUGCAAGAUAAUUAGUUCUACAUUCUAGAUCUUCAAAACUAUAGCUGGAGUAUCUUAAAGUUUAUGGGCUAAUAUCCUGAACCAAGGGGAUUACACAUCUUAUAGUUCUUUAAAGAUACCUAAUUCAUCAUAUUUGGAGGUAUAUCUACGGAUGACUGCUAAGGUGAAGAGAGACCAAAAGUGUUUGAUGAUUUUCACAUGCUUGACUUGAAAGAUAACUUCUUCUCAGCACCAUUCACUGCUAAUAUCAGACCUUCAGCCAGAUAUGGACACUGUUGUGACUCUAACUUAUCAUCGUUCAAUUAGAAGCAUGAUGAUGAUAUGAUGCAUGAGCUAGUUAUUCUUGGAGGACUUGAUUCAUAGUACUGCACAAUGGAUCCUUACAUAUUAUAAGAAAAGAUAAUCACUGAACAUACAAAAUGGGAACUAACAAAAGUAUCCAAAGUAAAAACCGAUACCACUAGUAAUAUGGAAUCAACAAUCAAACUUGCGAAUAAAAACAUUAUGGAAAAUAGAAAGAUAAUAGCUUAGUUAGAAAGGAAUCUGAGUGAUAUGUCAGAGGAAUUAGCCUCACUUAAGUAUAAAAAGAGAUAGAUGGACGAUGAGCUAGAGACUAAGGUUAAAUCUUACAAGGAAGCAGUUAAGCAAUUCAAAGAAAAAGACCGCAAACUUAUUCAAGAUAAGCAAAGGCAUGAAGACAGAAUAGCUGGAAUGCAGAAUCUUAUAGAAUUAGAAUAGAAAAUGUAGGCAGUCAUUGUCCGCAAGAUAGAUGUGAUUGAAAAGAAUUUUGCAAAGAGUGAGAUGUUCUUAAUGACCCUUGAUACAUUCUUGAACACAGCUAAGUAGAAAAUCAAUCAAUCAGGAGUAGGUGGACCAGCAGGAGGCCCAGGAGAGGUUGACUUGGCAUUCCUUGAUAGCCAAAAGAAUUAGCACAAGUAGAAUUUGAAAUAGAUUGUGCAUUACUAUCAGAACUUUGAAAAUAAUCAUAAGCAGAUUACUGAUAAAUUGAAAGAGCAAAGACAAACUUAGGACAAGUUUGAAGAAGAGAUGCUUUAGCUGCAUGAAAUAUAAGUGGAUAGGCAUUAGCUUUGUGAUAGACUUAGAAGUAUUGAAUGA